This is a messenger RNA of Papilio machaon (common yellow swallowtail), 899 nucleotides long. RefSeq lists its product as uncharacterized. NCBI's taxonomy places the organism in Eukaryota, Metazoa, Arthropoda, Insecta, Lepidoptera, Papilionidae. The record is from RefSeq and is a predicted model, not a curated record. Bases 61 to 585 code for a protein of 174 amino acids. The transcript has 5 exons.
AUUCAAGUUCCAGUUGGAUAUAAUAUUAACAGUGGUAACGAGCAAGUGACAGGUGCGAAUAUGGGUAUGCCGUACAUCACCAAGUUCUGCUGGUGCAUGGGUCUCGAGCUCGGCUCCAAGGUCAUAGGAUAUCUACAUCUGAUGGCGUCGCUGGCGAUCGUGUGCGUGUGCGCGGCGACUGCGGGCAGCGCGUGGGGGCAGGCGGGGGGGCAGGCGGGGGGAGAGGGUGACGAGGAGGGCGUGUACUUGCGACUGGCCUCCGCCGCAAUCGUCGUCGCCUGCUUCAGUCUGGUGCACGUCGCGCUCGCCCUCACGCUCAUAUACGCCGUGCAUAAGCGCAAGAUGUUGGUGGUGCGCGUGUGGGCGCUGGUGAUGUGCGUGCUGUGGGCGGGCGCGCUGCUGUUCGUGCUGGUGUCGGCCGCCGCCUCGCGCCCGCACGGCUCCGGCUCCGACAUCUUCCUCGCCUUCCUCGAGGGGACCCUGUUCUUCGGCACGGUGGGGUACUGCAUCCUCUGCGUGCACAGCUACUACCUGGUGCUGCGCUCCGGCAGCGACAUGCAGGGACCCCCCAAGCACGACUACUGACUGCCUCGCAUCGACCUCCCACAGACCCCCCACCGGCAAUACCUUAUUUGAGUUCACCACAUUCUCCCCAUAACCCCAACCCACCAGAUGUGACAGCCAGAUAUUGGUAGCGUUGCCACAUUUGGACUUCAUCGCAAUAGUGUUGCCAGCAGCGUUACAGAAGUUUUAUUCAGUUUUCUUCUUGAAUGGUAACAUUGACGAGACUACAGAUCACUAUUUUUGUAUACACACCGACAACGCUAUCUGACGCGAUGGGCAUAAGUGAAACUAAAUUAUGACAGCUCACUAGCGCCCUCCUGACAACGUCUGAAAUG